AUGCCACCGGAGCCAGAUAUUGAGAUUCUUUCUCAAAUCAUGGCCCCGGAAUGUGCAUACUACCGAGUUCGUGUGAAGCAGAGAGUCCAUUAUCUCACCAUUUUGUCCGGUGUAUUUGACAAAGAUACCAUGCGUCAACCGGAUCUCCUCCUCCCCAAACUCCCGGAGCUCCCCGACUCGCCCUGGACCACUAUGACUAUCUCGCGGGGCGGAGAUGGUUCUCUCAAAUCAAGAAUAUCUACGGAUCAGCUUCCCGGGGUCAAGGGAAUCUGGCAUGACGUGUGCAUCGACAUUUUUAGCCUAAAGUGGAAGAAUUGUCUCAAAAAAGAUCGAGUCUAUGAAGUUGAAUAUGAAGGUGCACCUGCAGUCGCCAAGAUCGCAUGCUUCGAAUGGUGCUUACUCCGGAUUGAGAGGGAGACGUGGGCGUACUCGAAAAUAGAAAGCUACCGUCGCGAACAUCCUGAUGAGCCCCCCAUUGCCCCGGAAUUCCUCGGUCAUUUGACUGAGAACGGUAGAACCAUUGGUUUUCUUCUGGAAAAGGUGAAUGGAAAGCCGGCCGUUGUUAAUGACUUGGCCAACUGCGAGGCACUUCUUCGCAGACUGCAUCGUCUGAAAUUGGUUCAUGGUGACCCGAAUACUCACAAUUUCAUUGUCGAUAGGGCUUCUGGAGGCAAGGUGCGCUUGAUUGAUUUUGAAACCGCCAUGGACUUUGACGAGUACGCGGCUAGAGACGAUUUGGACUUUUGCCUCGGAUUUUAG
Molecule: messenger RNA, 759 nt
Organism: Penicillium verhagenii
Lineage: Eukaryota; Fungi; Ascomycota; Eurotiomycetes; Eurotiales; Aspergillaceae
Product: alpha-galactosidase A
Exons: 1
Coding region: 1-759 (252 amino acids)
Source: RefSeq, a predicted model, not a curated record